Molecule: messenger RNA, 1041 nt
Organism: Cladophialophora psammophila CBS 110553
Lineage: Eukaryota; Fungi; Ascomycota; Eurotiomycetes; Chaetothyriales; Herpotrichiellaceae
Exons: 3
Coding region: 1-1041 (346 amino acids)
Source: RefSeq, a predicted model, not a curated record
AUGGCAUCCAUACAUCCUGGCAGUGUCGCAGCUUUCGACCCGGAUAACGAGAUUGCGACGAAGCCACAAAGACCACCAAGCCUUGACGUCUCGCUGAACAGCCUUCUCGGACACCUAGAGAGUGUCGACAAGAUCCUUGUGUAUGCAUUUGGUGCAUUCGACCGAUAUUAUAUCUGCUGGCAGGACAGGCACGGGGAAUAUAGACAAGAAAGACACGGCCUCCCUUGCGCGCUCGAUGAAUGGCUUUUCCCUCCCGACGGGACCAGCAGGGAUCUCGAGACUCUUCAGGUCUCCCUUGGCCACAACGACGAAUUCUUCGCCUUCGACCGGUACGAGCGGAUAUCGCACAUCAACACCAACCUGCGAGAAAAUGUGAACAGCAGCAGUAUUCAUCAUAAAUCCGUCCCACAAGCCGGGGCGGACAUGGUUGACCAAAGAAUGGCGUUUCGAAGAAAGUCACAUACAUUUUCGCACCCAGAGGACAAUAGUAGCCGAGAGGACGACCAACAACAGCGCUUAUCGAUGCAACAGCGGCGGCAAGGACUCAAGAAGAGAAUCAGACCACGGAGCAUUGCAAUCGCAGGAGUGCUGUCACUGAGGGCGUCGCACGAAAGGGACAAAAGCCAUCAGGACCCGGCUUUGAAAGAAGCGUGGCCAGACGUGUCUAGUAUGAAUCAACGUCGACAACCCAUGCUUCCGCUUCGACGACGUGUCACGUAUUCAGACGCCGGAGUCCAGACGGAUCCAGUGCAGGAUGGACAUCGUGAAGCUGCUGAGGACACUGCAUUCCACAACAUGGCAUCACCAAAACCAAAGAGGUCUUGUGUCUCCUCCAUUUCCUCAUUUUCGUCCCUCCUUUCAGACAGCUCUUCAGAAACGGUGGAUUCGGCCAUCUCUCUUUCGAGCACCUCUUCUUCCGCAUACUACUACUCGAAGAACCCCAUCAGCAUGGGGGCGAUGAAUCGGUACUUCAGAGAAAGCCAGUACCGACUUGGGGACGCUCUUAUUAGAGCGCCGCCUGCUGGAAUUGGUGCCCACUGA